This is a messenger RNA of Sycon ciliatum, 773 nucleotides long. RefSeq lists its product as uncharacterized. The record is from RefSeq and is a predicted model, not a curated record. Bases 80 to 649 code for a protein of 189 amino acids. The transcript is spliced from 3 exons. NCBI's taxonomy places the organism in Eukaryota, Metazoa, Porifera, Calcarea, Leucosolenida, Sycettidae.
AUCCUUGGUAGUAAAUGGAAGGGCGCGCACAACUCCAACGGGUCUCAUUCUACCAGCACAGCAUCCCUACAACAUUGUGAUGGACUAUGUCAGGAGAUGGUGUCAUGGCUCAAAUCCAGCAGAUAACACAGCAGCACUGAUUAACAACUGUAGCCAGAACAGGGUACCUGAUGUGGAAGUGAUGCAGUCUUGUAUUCUGACGGCUAGAGCACUGCUAACUUUCGAGAAUACUGUCUUAGCACCUGUCGAUAGUUCCAAACUCUUCCCAGCGUUGAAGUCAUUGGUUAAGGAUGUCAGUGCUUGCCUGCCAAGCAAUUGUGCAACUGGUCUCUCAGUGUCUGGAAUUGUGUACUUACCACCAACAACUGUGGACAAUCCUGUACUAUACAUCUCUCUCAUUGCUGCCCUGCAUGGUCAAUCUAAGAGAGGCCAAGUGAGCAUUGAUCACCACAUUGCACUACUGGAAUGGUGUCCAAGUGUAGCAGCAUGUUUUGUCUGCUAUGACUUGGACAACAUCACAGCAUGUACUCGUUGUGGCAUGGCUUACCUGUGUGGCAAACAUCGUCAAACUGAUGAACACCUAAGUGAACACAACCAACACUGUGCUAUGCUGGCAGCACUCAGACGUCGCAUGUCGCAGGCUAGGUGAGCUUCUGAAGAUCUCUACUGGAUAGUGUUUAGCAGUUGAGAUUGGUGAAAGUGACCAGCACUGGACAGGGAUCAUUUCAAGCAGCUACUGCAGUAAGAGAUACUCCAACAGCACACUACCUGUC